UUAGUAAAUUCAAAGCAUAAAAAUUAUGCUACAAUUAGGUAAAAUUAGAUGUGUAUGCAAUCAUGAAACAGUUUUUCGAUUGCUCACUAGGUGGCUCUUCAUGGGUAGACGAAAAUGGCCAGUUUGGCGCUGCAGAAAAACUUAAUCUCUAUUGGAUAUGGAUUGGGAGCCCGUUCGGCAGCCAUUGCUGGAAUACAGCAGCAGCGACAUUCAUCGGACGUCCGUUUUCUCACAAGGCCUGAUGUAUCUGCUUUGAAAAGGGGUAGGGGUGGACGUUCAUCCUUCUCUGGAAUAGUAUGCACAAUUUUUGGUGCCUCUGGGUUUAUGGGACGAUAUAUAUGUAACCGUCUUGGGAAAACAGGUACACAGAUGGUAAUCCCCUACCGUGGUGAUCACUAUGAUGUGAUGCCCUUAAAGUUGGCUGGUGAUUUAGGACAGGUACUUUUCAUCCCAUACCACCUGUGUGAUGAAGAUGCCAUUCGAAAAGCAGUAAAACAUUCCAGUGUAGUGAUAAACCUAGUUGGACGAGAUUGGGAAACCAUGAACUUCAAGUUCCCACAGGUACACAUUGAGGGUGCAGCACGUUUAGCCAGGAUUAGCAAGGAAAUGGGUGUAGAGAGGUUUAUCCAUGUGUCUGCUUUGAACUCCAACAUUGAGCAUGAGGGCUAUAUACUGAAGGGAGGCUCCCAGUAUUUGAAGACAAAAGGACUUGGCGAACAAGCUGUGCGUGAUGCUUUCCCAGAGGCUAUAGUCUUCCGGCCCAGUGAUGUUUAUGGUCAGGAGGAUAGAUUCUUGAGGUAUUAUGUUGGGUUGUGGAGACGACAGGGAAAGUUUGUGCCUUUGCCCAAGGGAGGUAAAGACGUUUGGAAACAGCCUGUAUAUGUGGGAGACAUGGCACAAGGAAUUGCUAAUGCUGUGAAAGAUCCUUUAGCUGUGGGAAAGACAUAUGAAGCAGUUGGGCCUCGCCGAUAUGAACUUAUUGAGUUGAUAGACUGGUUCAACCGGGUGAUGAGAAAGACCCCCGAGCAGGGGUAUGCAUGUUAUGACAUGAAGUGGGAUCCAUUGAUUAAGAUAAAGGCUCAGCUGACGGAAUACCUCCCCUCAUGGCCUGCAAAUUAUCUGACACGUGACAAGAUUGAGAGAGUAAGAAGCAGUUCCGACACAGUGACGGGACUUCCAACUCUUGAGGACCUUGGUGUAACCUUGACUAAAAUGGAAGAUCGAAUUGAAUGGGAACUGCGUCCAUUUAGGGCCAGGUCAUACUAUGAGGAGGAGAUUGGGGAAUUUGAACCCCCAAAACCACCAACCUACAUUGCAGCACAUUGAAUGCAUACUUUCUAUUUUGUUCUUGCCUUGUAGGAGUGGAAGUUUUGAGCAGGUAAAGAGAAACUUUUGUGUAAUACAUAAUUUCUUAUAGAAAUAUUUAUUUGAACACUACAUUGUAAAUAGUCUUGUACAUGUAAAAGUGUUAAAAAUAUGGUGUAACAAUAAAUUGUCUUAAAAC
Molecule: messenger RNA, 1504 nt
Organism: Macrobrachium nipponense
Lineage: Eukaryota; Metazoa; Arthropoda; Malacostraca; Decapoda; Palaemonidae
Gene: ND-39
Product: NADH dehydrogenase [ubiquinone] 1 alpha subcomplex subunit 9, mitochondrial-like
Exons: 8
Coding region: 115-1326 (403 amino acids)
Cellular component (GO): mitochondrion
Molecular function (GO): protein-containing complex binding
Source: RefSeq, a predicted model, not a curated record